CUCCUUCCUCCCCAGACCAUCGUUCCCCACGGCGCCGUGCUCGCCGAGCCCGCCCUCCCGCUCCCCCUUCCUCCCCCGACCACCGCUCCCCACGGCGCCGCGCUCGCCGAGCCCGCCCUCCCGCGCCGUCCCGCUCCCCCUCCCUUCCCCGACCACCGCUCCCCACGGCGCUGCGCUCGCCGAGCCCGCCCGCCCGCGCCGUCCCGCUCCCCCUCCCUCCCCUGACCACCGCUCCCCAUGGCACCGCUCGCGGCCCCGCCCCGCCCCCGCUGAACGAGCUGGAGCGCGUGCGCCGCGUCGGCAGCGGCGCGGGUGGGACGGUGUGGAUGGUGCGGCUGCGGGCCACGUCCCGCUGCUACGCCGGCGACAUCGCCAUCCUGCGCACCGCCGAGCACCCUGUCGUGGUGCACUACCACGGCAUGUACGAGCGCGGAGGCGAGCUGCAGAUCCUGCUCGAGUACAUGGACGCCGGCGACAUCUGGAGCUUCGGCCUCAGCAUCCUCGAGUUCUACCUCGGCCGGCACGGCGACUGGGCCACACUCAUGGUCGUGAUGUCGUCGCCGGCAGCCGUUGCGCCCGCGCCCGCGCGCGCCGCUGCUCGCCACCCUGCCGCUGCCCCGCGUGCUCGCCGUCUGCCAGUCGCGGCUGCCGUGGUCGGGAGGCUGGCGCUGGUUGGCCUGCCGGCAGGGGGGGCGUGCCCAUGCCCUGCUCCGGCGGCCGUCGACGCGGUGUGCCAUGAAUAGUGGAAAUAGAGGAGAGAGAAGGGAUGGGUGGGUGGGUGGGUCCCUCAGGUUUCAAUGA
This is a messenger RNA of Triticum aestivum (bread wheat), 801 nucleotides long. Its product is annotated as mitogen-activated protein kinase kinase 5-like. The transcript has a single exon. NCBI's taxonomy places the organism in Eukaryota, Viridiplantae, Streptophyta, Magnoliopsida, Poales, Poaceae. The coding region runs from base 327 to 743 and encodes 138 amino acids. The record is from RefSeq and is a predicted model, not a curated record.